CACUCAGUCCUCCCUCCCCGUUACCGCCGCCAUUGUCAUUAAACCCGGGGUUUCCAUCCGCCCCCCUCCCCCACCCCCCCCUACCCCAGCCAUGGCCAAAAACCUGCCGCCUGAAGACCCCAACGUCAUCGCCAAGAUCGUGGAUCAUCUGAAGAACCGCGGUCUGUUCGAUGAGUUCCGCAGAGACUGCAUCGCCGAUGUCGACACGAAGCCAGCCUAUCAGAAUCUCAGACAGAGAGUUGAUAAUUUUGUGUCCAAUCACUUGGCUAAUCAUGAGUGGAAUCCAACUCUUAACAAAAAUCAGCUGCGUAAUGAACUUCGACAAAGGGUCUGUAAAUCAGGAAUGUUGGAAUCUGGUGUGGACAGAAUUAUUUCUCAGGUCGUGGAUCCGAAGCUGUAUCACAUAUUCAAACCGCAGAUAGAGAAGGCAGUUCAUGAAUUUAUGGCCACAGAAAUGAAUGAGGAAGCUGUACCAAAUCCACCACAGGAACCUGAAAAACAGGAGCUAUCUGCUCCAGCUUCAGGUAACACUUCAAAUGCUUUAGCACCAGCAUGACUGAACAUUUUCUACCUACAACAGUAACUGCACAAUCAGUCGAGAAUAUAUUUUGACUAUGGGACAAAGUUGCUUAUCUAGGAUUAAUCAAGACAUGUUGUUUAUAGUUUACAUUAACAUUGCUGAAUGCUUUUUAUGAAAUAAGAACUGAGCAAUGAAGAAAGUGUAAUUUGAUGGAUCUCAAUUUGGAGAUUCUGUAAGAACAGAUGCUGAGACAAUUUUCAAUGCCUGAAAUUUUGAAGAGAAAUUAAGACAAUUAGAGUAAAUGAAGAAAAAGCUCUGGAAGAAUUCUGGCUUCCAUUGAAGGAGGACCUGUACUGAAGAUUUAAAAAAAAAAAAUUUUUUUUUAAAAAAGAAGAGUAAUACCCAACUGCCCAAAAGGAUAAUUUUGAAGAUUAAUCUUGAAAACCUCCCUAGACAGAACAGUUCCCUCCCCCUACCCACCCCCUUCCAAAGGUAAUGAAAUGUAUGUUCACAUAUUUUCUGAGAAUUCUACACGUUCAAUACAAUACAAUCAGUUUUAUUCGUCACAUUAAACAAUACUAUCUGAUUUCUUCAGAAAAUAACCAUCUGAAGAAGGUGUGAAUGACCAUGUUUUGGCUGUUGUACCUUUUUUGUUUUGGCAGAUUUUGGUUUGAAUUUCAGAAAAUAUUUUCCCUUUAUAAAAAAUUUAAAAAAGUAAUGUGUGCUCUGGUGGAACAUUAAGUGAAAUGUAGGAUUCAAUAUUUUGCUCUUUUAUGUUGGGUGUCUGAUUUCAGGUGACUGGAAUUUGAAGUCAAUAUUUGAAAUGUUCAAUAUUUCAGUAUUGACUUGGAAAGAUAAUGACUAAAAAUAAGCACAGUUAUUUAAAAUAGCUUUCCUAAUAAUUAAUGAAGGGAUUGGGUUUAGUUCAAUACUAAACCGUAAAAGAGCACAGCUAUUUCUUGUCUUGUGGCUUGCAUAUUUGGCGGCUUUAUCGUACAAAAUAACCACACGUUGGUAAUAGCAACUCGGGCUGAAACAUAAGAAUGGUUAUGGCCAGUAACAUAAAACUUGUGGACAGCCUAAAUAUGUGACAUUCAUUGUGUGCAUUUUGUUUUGUAGCAUUCCAUAUUUUGUUAAUCACAUAAUUUGAGAAGUUAAUUUAUUUUCAGACACAGGUCUUGAUUUCUCUGAACACCAGAACUUCUGAUGUGAAAUAGGCUAUGGGAGAGUAAAAUCUUAAAUUGUCUGGGUCUUUUCACAUUUUUUUCAAUGUGUAUUUGAUUCAUGGCCAAUUUAUAAUUUGUGCCAUUUUAUGUCAUAUUCUUAAUGAUGAAGAGAUCAUUUUCAUCAAACUCUGGAUUAUUUGAAUUUAAAAAAAGUAUUCCACUGUGACUAGGUUAGAUACAUUUUAGUGCUAGUGCGUCCAAGAAUUUGUUGAAUCACUGGAUCACCAAGAUUAUAGUGAAUACUGUAGUACUUUUGUUACGGGAAAUCAUAAGUAUCAUUUCAUCCAGAUUAAGGUCAACAGGGUACAUUUUAUAGAAGUUACAAAUGAAGCUGAAUUAUGAUCAAACUGUAGGGCUGGUCCCCUGUAAAUGCAUGGUUACACAGCUUUGUUGUUAAGAGUGCACAGACUCUUAAACUACCAUUUAUUCUGGCAUAUAGUAGUUAUGGUUACAUUAUAACGCAAAUUAAAUUGGAUCAAGUUGACCUACAUGAUUUUGUUGCUAAUUUUACAAAUGGUCUUUUAAUGCCCUUGUGACUUUGCUGCAAUAGCUUACCUCUGUAAAUUCUCUGCAUUUAGCUGCUAAAACUGUUAAAAGCCAUGUUUCUGACUGAGUUCACUUCACUCUAGGUAGGGUUCAACUGAAAUCUAGAUUCACUGUUUCCUACGGGUAGUAGAAUUUAGAAAUGUCAGUGUGGUAACUUUGAAAGGAGUUGAUGCACAGAAUUUAUUACAAAAUCUCUACUACUUUACUCUUUAGUCAAAAUUUCUUUCCUUAACUUGUGGCUAAAAUAAUCUAGUAUUGACACUGAAAUGGAGUACUGUGAAAUUCAAUUGUCUUAUUUAAAAAAAAUAAACCUAAUCAACAAUCUAUUGUGCAAAAGAUACCAAAAUGUGAUGUUUGUUUAUUGUUAUACUUUAAGAGCGCAAAUAUAUCUUUUUGGUAAUUUCAAUAAAAUUGAGCAAUGUAAAAAAAAAAUCAUUUGUACCAAAUAAAAGUUUACAGAAAGUUGA
This is a messenger RNA of Amblyraja radiata (thorny skate), 2759 nucleotides long. It is a transcript of the gene bod1, whose product is annotated as biorientation of chromosomes in cell division 1. The transcript has 5 exons. Bases 92 to 556 code for a protein of 154 amino acids. Lineage: Eukaryota; Metazoa; Chordata; Chondrichthyes; Rajiformes; Rajidae. The record is from RefSeq and is a predicted model, not a curated record.